Molecule: messenger RNA, 241 nt
Organism: Perkinsus marinus ATCC 50983
Lineage: Eukaryota; Perkinsozoa; Perkinsida; Perkinsidae
Exons: 2
Source: RefSeq, a predicted model, not a curated record
UGCUGUUGGUGACAAUAGUACAUGUGAGGAUGAGUUUUGGAUGUAUAUAAUGGCUAAAAGGCUACAGGCCAAGGUCAUGCCCUUCAUACUGGACGUCACUAUAACCGCGAACCAGGCAGCUCGGGUAAACUCAGAAGAGGCUGCUCGUGAUGGCUUCGAGAAAGGAGAGCGAGCUAGUCGCGUGGUGGAGUGGUUUAAAGCUCAUUGCAGCGUGCAGUUGGCAGCGGUUGCAGUGUGUUAA